Messenger RNA from Heterocephalus glaber (naked mole-rat), 7766 nucleotides. It is a transcript of the gene Tmem245, whose product is annotated as transmembrane protein 245. The record is from RefSeq and is a predicted model, not a curated record. Lineage: Eukaryota; Metazoa; Chordata; Mammalia; Rodentia; Bathyergidae.
CGCCUCUCGGCGGCGGCAGAGGCGCGAUGGCCGACCGCAGUGGCCCUCUCCGGGCGCCUAGCUCGCGGGGCUCCCCUCGGCGAGAGCCCCGAGCCCCAGGCGCGGCGGGGCUGGGCAGCGGGGAGACUCCGCGGACAGCGCCGCUCGCGCUGCGUUUCGACAAGCCCAUCAAACAGGCUUUCUACAACACGGGGGCCGUGCUGUUCGUGUGUCUGUGCUGCGGUGCUGCCGUGCUGGUUUACUUCAUCCUCGAGGCUUUCCUGAGGCCGCUGCUGUGGGCCGUGUUGUGCGGUACCUUCCUGCACCCUUUCAAGAGCUCGCUGACGCGCCUGGGCCGCCACUGGCUCCAGCGCCUGCACCGCGCGCACACGCCCAUCGUGCUGGGCGUGCUGCUGCUGCCGCUCUGCUUCGCUGACUAUGGUGUAGAGGCCCUGGGCGAGCAGGCGCUGCGCCGCCGCCGCUUGCUGCUGUUCCUGGGCGCGGGCGGCCCGCUGCUCUACGGCUUCUACUGCCUGGGCAGCUACCUGGGCGUGCAGGUGCUGCUGGCGCACGCGGGCGUGCUCAUCUGCCGCGGGCUGGACUACUUCAGCAGCCUGUGGAUCUGGACCUUGGUAGUUGGCUAUGUGUUGACUGUUUCAUUGAAGUGGAAUGCAAGCACUGAACGCUACUUGAGAACAAUUUCAAUUCCUGUCUGGAUUAUAUUGCUUUUUCAUUUAGCAUCCCUGGCUGGCUCAUGGAGAAUUCCAGUAUUCCUGGUUAUUGUUUUCCUGAUGUCUGUGGGCACCCUGUAUGAAAAACAGAAUGAACAAGAGUCUGCUGGGGCAGAAUUACCAGGGCAAGUAAUCUCCAUGGCAGCUUCUACUCUAGCGAACUUGGCCAUCUCCAUCACGGGAUAUGAGUCAGGCAGUGAAGAUCAGACCUCCACUCAGCCUGCAGAAACCACAGAAGAACCCUCUCCAACACUGUCCACUUCUUCAUCCUCCUCCCCUUCCUCACCUUCUUCCCCUUCACCUACCCUGGCCAGACAAAGGCCUGAGAUUGGAACAUUUCUGAGGAAGAAGAAAACCAGCGACAUCUACUUUGUGUCCCUCGUCUGGGCCAUCAUUGUUGUACAGAUCUGGUCGAACCUGUGGAUUGUGCAGUUGCUGCCUGUGCCGAUUGGAGUCUGGAUAAUCAAAAAGCUUGUUAUUCACUUUGGAGUUGUGGACUUCCUGGAGAAACGCUGCCAGGUAUGGUGGCAGGUCAUCGAAUGCUUCCUGAAGGAGCGGCAGGAGGCUUUAGCACCAUGGCCAAUCAUCGGGCUUGGGAAAUUCUUAUUAAAAGUUGACAGCAAGCUCUGGCACUGGCUAAAUAAGAAGAUGAUCAUCUGGUUGGAGAAGAUGUUAGAUAAAAUAAUUAGCAUUUUCAUCAUAUUUUUGCUAGUAAUAGGAACCCUUCUCUUAGCUCUUCUUUUGACUGCAAAGGUACAUCAAGAGAGUGUACACAUGAUUGAAGUCACAAGUAAUUUGAUUAAUGAAACUCUAGCAAAUCACCCUGAGUGGGCAAAUUGGCUUCCUGAAGCACAGGUGUUCCAAAGAGCCCUAAAUUCUGCGGCUAACAAUGUCUAUCAGUAUGGACGCGAAUGGAUAACCCACAAGCUUCAUAAAAUUCUAGGAGACAAGGUGAACAAUACUGCUGUAAUUGAAAAGCAAGUACUAGAACUCUGGGACAGACUGUAUCACUCUUGGUUUGUAAAGAAUGUAACACAUUCUGGAAGACACAAAGGACACAAGAUGCAUGUAAGCCGUCAGAACAGCUGGCUGGGAGACAUUCUGGACUGGCAGGAUAUUGCCUCCUUCGUUCAUGAGAACAUUGAGACAUUUCUUUCGAUCUUGGAGUCCCUGUGGAUUGUUAUGAGCCGGAAUGUGAGCCUGCUGUUUACCACGGUCACCACGCUCCUAACCAUCCUUUUCUACAGUGGCACUGCCCUCCUCAAUUUCGUACUCUCUCUGAUAAUUUUCCUGACCACACUAUUUUAUCUGUUAAGUUCCAGUGAUGAGCACUACAAGCCAGUGAAGUGGGUGAUAAGCCUGACACCACUGUCUCAGCCAGGUCCAUCUUCUAAUAUUAUUGGCCAGUCUGUGGAAGAAGCUAUCAGAGGGGUGUUUGAUGCUUCCCUCAAAAUGGCUGGCUUCUAUGGAUUGUAUACCUGGCUGACUCAUACUAUAUUUGGCAUCAAUAUUGUCUUCAUACCAUCAGCUUUAGCAGCCAUCCUUGGAGCAGUGCCCUUCCUGGGGACGUACUGGGCAGCGGUCCCUGCAGUUCUAGACUUGUGGCUGACGCAGGGAUUAGGAUGCAAGGCCAUUCUGCUGUUGGUUUUUCAUCUCUUGCCAACUUACUUUGUAGAUACUGCCAUCUAUUCUGACAUAUCAGGGGGUGGCCACCCAUACCUGACAGGUUUGGCGGUGGCUGGAGGAGCUUACUACCUAGGCCUGGAAGGAGCAAUUAUUGGGCCCAUACUCCUCUGUAUACUUGUGGUCGCUUCCAAUAUCUACAGUGCCAUGCUAGUGAGCCCCACGAAUUCAGUGCCCACACCAAGCCAGACACCGUGGCCAGCUCAGACUCAGCGGACUUUCCGUGACAUCUCUGAAGAUCUGAAAUCUUCAGUAGACUGACAUGGUUUCCAGGCAGCGAUUUCUCUAGGAAGUUCCACCUUGACUGUGAGUUCAGUUCAGCUGUGGCCUUCUGUCCUUGCAGCUGUGCCUGGCAGGCAGAGGCCAGGCAGAGCCCAGGAAUGAAAGAAACUCCUGGCCUUACAAACAGAGCUCCCAACAAGAGAGAACUUGCUGUGGGCACUUUGCAUUGUAAAACACAGCUGGAGAGCUCAGAGGUGUGUUUUGCUCACUUAACUGUUGCUAAGAUGGCUUGAAAAGUUUCAGUUUAUGCACUGGUACCAUGGCUUGACAUUUUUUCACUUUGAUUAUGUUUGUUGCUAUUAUAUGUAUUUAUAAAGUUAUUUUGAGAAGUCUAAACUACCUGCUGUUAAAAGUAUAUACAAUAUAAUUUUCUCCACUUUAAGAAAUCUAUUCUUAGCUUUUUCCAUGACACUUUUCAACAGAGUAUGUAGUUAUGUGAGCAGGAAAAAUUGAGUCUUCUACCCUUUUUGCACAAUGUGCCAUACCCUGUUUGACAGAGUGAACAAACCUUUAGUAUAAGAGUGGUAUGACUCAGUUGAUGCUCAUCUAUGUGUUGCAAUCAGAAGAGACACAGAAAGACUGAUGCUUUCCUCCUCUUCCAUCUCCCUGUAUGCUUUGUUACAGUAUUGUCAAAAUUCUAAAACUUGGCUGACCACAUUACCUUAAAAUACUGAAGCUGCUAUGAAUGGCAACAAUAUGAUAGAAUUCAUGCUAUCAUUCAAUUUUUUCUUUUAAAUAUUUUAAGUUUAAAAAAAUCUCAGGUGUAGUGGUACUCUGAUUUGUUAAACGUAUCCCUAUUAUUUCGAACUCCAACACUUAGGUAUUUAACAGUAUCAUAUUUUUUGUCAUUUCGCACAGUGCCUUGCACAUAUGACUGUAGAUGAAUGCUUGGUGAAUUGAAUCGUAACUUUAAAAAUAUCUCAGCUAUUACAAUAAUCAGCAGAAUGCUUUAUAUUUUAUACAGUCCUUUUGUGCAUAUUAGUUUGUAACCUCUUCCCACCCACUUUCAUGUAGCUUUCUAUUAUUUUACAAAGUUUCACACUGAUGGCAAACCCCAAUGUUCAGCAGGGUGAUGAUUGAAAAGACUCACACAUUCAGUGAGAUUUGGUCUCAUAUCUUUCUGACUCCAUAGUCUGCAAACUCUGCUAUACUAUAGAACAUUUCUUCUACGAUUUUAGGCAGUUUCCCCUAUACCAUGAGCUGCAAUAGGUGUUGCUAUCUUUGUGAAAUGAAUAAGGCUCAGUAUUGAGGCUCUAACCUAGCUCUUAGUUUUGUGUCCUUUCAACUAUUUAAAACAGUCAGCAGCCCCUUCCUGUGUUCUCAAAAGGACUGUGGAAUGGAAAGUGUGCUUCUUGGCAAACAUUUAAAAGUAGAAAUAGCUGGGUGUGAUGGUAUAUGCCUGUAAUCCCAGCACUUGGGAAGCUGAAGCAGGAGAAUUGUGGCGAGUGUGAGGCCAGCCUGGGCGACAUAGCAAGAACCUGUCUCAAAAAAAGGCAAAAAUAAAUAAAAGCAGAAGUAAUUUUUUUCUAAACUAUCACUAAAAAGUUAAUGAUAAUUAACUUAUAAGUUUAAAUUUAUUCUUAUGCUAAGAAAAACCCCAUCUAGAAAAGGCUUCAUUAACACAUUGCUUGAGAGCUUGCUAAACUCUAGGCUCCAAGCCAAGGUCUGUGCAGGGUGCUGUAGGAGAUGACACAUAAGGCCUCUCUCACCUGAAAUCUUAACCAGAUCACAUGUAAUACUAAAUUUAAAUGUUUUGCUUUAAAAGGGUUAAAGCAAGAAAUGAAGUUUUUGUUAAUUACAUAAUGGUAAAUUUAUAGCUGUAAUUAGCAUAUAUUCAUGAGGCAAAUAUUUUACACAAUGAAUUAGUGUACAUAUACAAAUUAUGUUCCUUCAGAGUGCUUUUAGCUGUGUAAAGUAAAAUUGCAAUAAACUAAACUUGAGCUAAUAUAUGGCUGUUGCUGGGAAAAAUAUUAGUAUGAAUACAAGGUUCUUAGAGGGGAACUCUAAGCCCUAAGAGGACAGCUUAGAGCUGCCUAAAUGAGCAGCAGUGGUGUAAUACCACCCCGCCAUAUCAGGAGCAGAAGUCCCCCAGAGUGGUACACAGUCCUGAUCAGGAAACUUGAACUCUAUUGCCAGAGUGACAGCCUAAGAACUAGGAGCCUAAGGACUAGUCUACCAGCUUCCGAGGCCAAAACCAGAGAGAAGCACCCUGUCAUGUGUCCACAGGCACAGAGGAGGUUUUACAGAAUGUACACGGGGCAGACAGAGGCCAGGUGGUAUGGAAAGUUGGAGACCUAAGCACAAGUCUCAAAGGUAACCUAACGUACAGAGUCUGUCUCAGAAUUUGACCCAGAAAGAGGAAGUUUCCCUAUGACUAGACAAAGCAUCGAAGAAAUAAAAGUAGCUUUGGUAAAAACUGAGUACAGAAAUCUGUCACAAUAUUUUGCAUUUUGUAGGUUAAAAGUUAGUUUCAAAUUCACAUUCACUAUUCAGCUGAAAGCUGAAUGGUUGGGGGUGGGGUUAAAGCUCAACACACAGAUAUGUUUCUCUUUUCCAAGAGAGAUCAAGGCAUAGGAUUUUCAGCAUACAUUCCACAUUAUGUAAGUCCUGCUUAAAUUCCACAAAGCAGUCCUGGAGGGAUCUCUGUUUAACUGUUUUUGAUGCCAGGCUUAGAUACUAUUAAAAUUGAGGGUUCCCUAACCCUCUUCGUGAGAGGCAGUUACCUGCCAGUUUUUCCUCAGCUUCUGAGACUAGGGUGGGUUGACUCUUGACUGUGGAAAGACCCCAAGAUGGGGUACUCUAUAUUUGGGGACUCUGUAUUUAAACAAACUCUGUAGUCUUUGGAAAUGGCAGCUGUUUGCAAGUGAGGUCUUCUGGCUAACCUUGUAACAUGAACCUUGCAGGAUUUCUAGUACUUCUGGUUCCUAUUUUGGCCAUAUUAGUGCUUUAGGAGCCUGUCACUGCUGGCCAAGAAAUACUCAGAAAUCCAGACCAUGAGGAAUUUGAUUAGAGCAAAUUAAUUUAAGUGAGCUAUCCAAAGCUUUCAACCUAAGGGUUUUUGGAAGAAAACCCUGAGGACUUCCUACACUCUAGUCCUGACCUUACGUUUUUCCAUAGGGUCUCCCAUGACCCUUUCAAAGUAUUAAAAGUAGGACUUUUUUUUGGUACCAGGGAUCGAACUCGGGUCCUUGCGCUUGCAGGGCAGGCGGCAGAACCACUGAGCUAAAUCCCCGGCCCCAAAAGUAGGACCUUGACUGCCCUUUUUAUAGUGGAAAUAGCUUCUAGCAAUAUAUUCCCAACAUGUGAGUUCCAGCUAUAAACAAGUGCUUAUUAGUUUUAUCAGUUUCUUUUCUUUACACAUUUUGCCAUCAUAAUACAUUCAUUCUAUUAACUUAUUGGUCAUUGAAAACCUGAAAAAAUACACAUAUCUGAAGGCACUCUGUACUGUUUUGAUAAAAAUAAUCAAGAGAAUUGUAAGUCAAGAUGAUCUAUCUUGAAGAAUCAUAGAAGUUCUGUGCUAAAAUGUAUCAUUUAUAAUUAAAUGAACCUGUCAUUUUCCAGAGACGGAAACAAAUUUUUAGGUUAAAGUAGCUUGUCUGAUAAACACACAGAGCUAGUUAGUAAUAGAAUUCAUGGGUGGAAUAGUUCCUUUUUCUCUCCAUAUUCAACUUCUCUUUCCCUUUUCUCAUAAUUGAGCAGCUUUGGGCAAAAUAUGUUUCUGACACCAAUGGUUCCAAGAGAGAUUAAUAGAUGUUGUAAGAGGAGAAAAAAGUGUGUGGGGGGGUAUAGAGCCCAUGGUCAAUUAAAAUUGAGGAAUGGUGAAUUUGUUUCCUUUUCCUGGGACUUAAAAGAGUUUUUAACAUACUAUGAUACAUUGUAAAUCUAUAAAAAGGGACAAAGAUUGUGUUUGACUUUAGAUUGUGCCCCCUUUCUCCUCCUCUCUGAGCAUUUCAAGGGACCUUGUCCUUUGGGAAAGAUGGCUUUUGAUCAAGUUUACAACUCUUUUAGGAGAGACAGCCCAGUGGAAUUACUGAAUGGUGAGUCUGUUUCUCUGGUACCACGCAAUCUGUAAUAAAUCUCACAGUUUAGUGUGAUACUAGCAAGAAAACAUAUUUACCGUUCAGAACUAAAAAUAUAGAGGUUCUUUUCUACCUAUGGUGUGUAAAAUCACUAUUUGUGUUUAAUUUGCAAAUUUUCAAGGAUCAAUUAAUGAAUUAAUAUGCAAAUACCUUGGUGAUAUAUUGAUAUAAACACUUUAAUAAUACUUUUGUAUGGCUCUUUAUAAUUUUCAGGCACCUCUGGGAACAGCCUGUGAGCCUAGUCAGUAUUAUAGUCAUUGCACAGAUAAGGCACUGGAGGCUCUGAAAGGGUUUCUUUUUUUCUUCUUCUUCUUUUUUUUUGUAUGGUUUUAUUUUUGUUUGUUUUUCCCAUCUAAAUUUAAGUCACAAAAGGAUGGAGCUAGAAUUUGGUUGCAGAAUUCUGAUUCCAAGUCCAGAGUUCUUUACUCCAUACCUGGUCUCUUAUUCAUCUAGAUUUAUAAUGUACAAGGAGCUGGGUGGUGGUGCACGCCUGUAAUCCCAGCACUUGGGAGCCUGAGGCAAGAGGACCACCCCAACUUCCAGGCCAGCCUGGGGUACAAAGUGAGACCCUGUCUCAAAAAAAAAAAUUAAAAAGUACAAUGGUACAGAAGCAACAUCCUUUUGGCUUAUCAUGAAAUACCACUUAUUUUGUAUUAUAGUGACCUAGAAGUAUUACUUUUACUGUAACUCUCCCAGAGAAAACCCUUGUUUGUCCUUUGCAGUGCCACUUGUUUAGGUGAUUGGUGUGUAUUUCAAAUAUUAUUUGAUUGUGAAACUAAUAUUGACAGUGGUUGUAAUUACUUAUGUAACUUUGGAAAUGUUUAAUUUCUGUAUUCUCAGGCAAAGGAGAGAUGGUUUGAGGGAAAGAAUAUUCAGAUAUGGCAAAUAUUACACAAAUACCACUGCUUAGCUUUAACCGGCUUUCACAACCUGAUGUAACUUCUUUGUAAAAUGUAAAAUAUUUAUAUUUUGAAAUAAAAUUACUAGUGUUGAAUGAAUCGGUAAACUUAAA